Molecule: messenger RNA, 994 nt
Organism: Aedes albopictus (Asian tiger mosquito)
Lineage: Eukaryota; Metazoa; Arthropoda; Insecta; Diptera; Culicidae
Product: DNA-directed RNA polymerase II subunit RPB3
Exons: 2
Coding region: 110-937 (275 amino acids)
Biological process (GO): DNA-templated transcription
Cellular component (GO): RNA polymerase II, core complex
Molecular function (GO): protein dimerization activity
Source: RefSeq, a predicted model, not a curated record
GUCGACAUUCGUCCGCUGUCAAACAAAACAGUGCGAGAAUUUCGUCGUACGCCGGAUUCGAAGCGGUAUCGAAUUUAGACCCCGUUUUCCAGCAGUAAAAUCCCUUAAAAUGCCGUAUGCCAACCAGCCUUCGGUGAACAUCACGGAGCUGACGGACGAGAAUGUGAAAUUCGUUGUGGAGGACACCGAUUUGAGCGUCACCAACAGCCUCCGGCGGGUGUUCAUUGCGGAAACGCCAACGCUGGCCAUCGAUUGGGUUCAGCUGGAAUCGAAUACCACCGUGCUGGCGGACGAGUUUCUUGCCCACCGAGUCGGUUUGAUUCCGCUGAUUUCCGACGAAGUCGUCGAGCGAAUGCAGUAUAGCAGGGACUGCACUUGUUUGGAUUUCUGCACCGAGUGCAGCGUCGAGUUCACGCUGGAUGUUAAGUGCAACGACGAACACACCAGGCACGUCACGACAGCGGAUUUGAAAUCGAGCGAUCCACGCGUGCUUCCGGUCACAUCCCGGCAUCGGGAUGACGAGGAUAACGAAUACGGCGAGGGCACGGAUGAAAUUCUGAUCAUCAAGCUUCGGAAGGGUCAGGAACUGAAAUUGCGAGCCUACGCCAAGAAGGGAUUCGGAAAGGAGCACGCCAAGUGGAACCCGACAUGUGGCGUGUGCUUCGAGUACGAUCCGGACAACUCGAUGCGUCACACUUUGUUCCCGAAGCCGGACGAGUGGCCCAAAUCGGAACACACCGAGCUGGAGGACGACAAGUACGAGGCGGAUUUCAACUGGGAGGCCAAGCCGAACAAGUUUUUCUUCAACGUGGAAUCGUCCGGGGCUCUGAAGCCGGAGAACAUUGUCAUGAUGGGUGUUCAGGUGUUGAAGAAUAAACUUUCCAACUUGCAGACGCAGCUCAGCCACGAGCAGCAGACUGAUGCUCUGGCUAUUUAGAGACCCUUUAACAGUAAGAUAAUAUCCUGGGACUAAGUAAAGUAUUGUAAAAUAAAA